AUGGAGGGGACACGCGAUGGUGGUCAAGCUGCUGCUUUCCACCGAGGGCGUCGACUCAAUAUCAAAGAACUUUUCGGAGAAACGCCGCUAUCAUUGGCAGCUGGCAACGGACAGGAAGCAGUGGUCACGCUACUAUUAGCGAUAGAUGUCGACCCAGAUCCCAGAAACUCUAAAGGGGAGACACCACUAUCAUGGGCGGCAGGCAACGGACAUGAUACGGUGGUGAAGCUCUUAUUCGCAGCAGAUGGUGUUGACCCCGACGCCAAAGAUUACGAUGGACGGAAACCACUCUCGUUAGCGGCAGGGAAAGGGCAUGAAAUAGUGACCAAGUUGCUACUUGCGAUGGAAGGCGUCGACCCAGAAUCUAAGGACCUCAGCGGAGAGACGCCGCUGUCAUGGGCGCUAGAGUAA
This is a messenger RNA of Penicillium canescens, 411 nucleotides long. Its product is annotated as ankyrin repeat domain-containing protein. The record is from RefSeq and is a predicted model, not a curated record. Lineage: Eukaryota; Fungi; Ascomycota; Eurotiomycetes; Eurotiales; Aspergillaceae. The transcript has a single exon. Bases 1 to 411 code for a protein of 136 amino acids. Gene Ontology annotation, molecular function: protein binding.